AUGGUCUUUUGCAAAGCAAACUUUCUGGUGUCCAAGACCCCAGUAGCGUCCGUGGCCCUCCAGGCGGCCGCCAAGCAAGCAGUUAAUGAUGUAGCAAAGAGGACAACGGGCAUUCGGAAUUUUGCUGCCGCUUUACAGAGCCAAGCGGAGCUAUCAUUAGGCUUGGGUUGGCACAUAAUUGUUGGCAACGACUUUGCGGUGGAUCUGCGCUACCGCAAGGGUGCAUGUGUGCUAUUAUUCAGCAAUACUAGCAAGAUGAAAGUUAUGCUAUAUCGAACAACGUCAUCCUUGAAAUCUACUAUUGAAAACGAGCACAAAGUGUUUUUAGAAGCCAGUGAUCAAGUCAGCAUCAAGAAGAAAAGUAUGAUCUAUGAAUGCUCUAUGGAGGAUGAGAUGAGGAAUCUUGUUCUUGACAAGACUUGGCGGCUCUACAAUUAUUACAAAGGCAUAGAGGACAACGAAGCAAAGAUUGCUCAAGCGCUUAAGCACUCGCUGACAUUUAAAUAUGGUCCAACGUGGCAAGUGGUUGUGUCAUCAUCACAUGAAUUGUGCUGUUUACCAAUUACUGAUAAAGGUACACACGCGGACUUUACACUAGAAAAGCUGCGUGUGGUAGUGUACCGUCACGCGGGCACUGAAUUGGAUCGCCAGAUCGACAUGACAUUAUUUGCUAAACGCGUUGCCUUUGUUCUCGCUAUAAUAUGUCUACUUCUUUACGGAUUCAUGUCGUUAAAUCCAUCGACGAUGGUCGAGAAAUGCAAGGGAAACUCCAGUGUGAUGGAAGCCAGUCUGAUCGACGGCAUGAGUCUGCCUGAAGGCUGCACAAAAGAGGAUAUAAAACGCGCGACUGACUAUGCGUGGUGGAAGACUGCAGCUAUUGUGGGCAUCUCUGGAUUCACGAUGCUUGCGUCGAUCAUCCGCAUGUACAGCAAGACACUAACUCCAAAAUAUAAACGCUCUUGA
Messenger RNA from Plasmopara halstedii, 963 nucleotides. RefSeq lists its product as hypothetical. NCBI's taxonomy places the organism in Eukaryota, Oomycota, Peronosporomycetes, Peronosporales, Peronosporaceae. Gene Ontology annotation, cellular component: dynein complex. Gene Ontology annotation, biological process: microtubule-based process. The coding region runs from base 1 to 963 and encodes 320 amino acids. The record is from RefSeq and is a predicted model, not a curated record. Gene Ontology annotation, molecular function: dynein intermediate chain binding; dynein light intermediate chain binding. The transcript is spliced from 3 exons.